GUCUCCUCAAGAAACUAGUGCUAUGAGUAUUGCAGCAACCAGGCGGUGGCAGUAACGCACCAGUUCGUCGUCUGUAAGCUGCCAAAUAUAUUUUAAAGAAGAAGAAGUGCAUGUGGCUACACCAAAACCAGCGAAGAAGAGAUGGAAUUUAUGGAUUUUAAUUCAGACUGCUACCCACCGAUAGUAAUAGUUAAUAGUUAACGUUAUCAUGUUUGGCCUUGGUUAAAUAGAUAAUAGGCAAUUUGUGUGCAACGGCAAUACCAAUUCUCCCCCCCAAAGGGGGACCCUGGAGCCAUGGCAACAGCACAGUCCAUGGUAACGUUUGCAGUGUGCAUCCUCAUGAUUACAGAGCUGAUACUUGCCAAGAAGGACUACUAUGAUAUACUGGGAGUACCCAAAGCUGCCACUGAGCGCCAGAUCAAAAAGGCUUUCCACAAGCUUGCAAUGAAAUAUCACCCAGACAAGAACAAGAGUCCAGAUGCUGAAGUCAGAUUCAGGGAAAUCGCUGAAGCUUAUGAAACUUUAUCUGAUGAGAACAGAAGAAGAGAAUAUGAUCAGUUUGGUGACACUUCAGCCUACUACAGUGGGGAUGGCAGACAUAGACAGGGUACCCACCAACCUUUCAGCUUCAACUUUGACGACAUAUUUAAAGACUUUGACAUCUACAGCCAGAACAGGCAUGCCCGCCACCGAAGGCACUUCGAUGAACACUCCAGGUUCCACAAGGAAUCCCACAGCAGACACAAGAGACAUUUUCAAGGUGGUUUCGGAUCAGGCGUCUUUGAUGAAAUGCUUGAUGACAUCGAGAGGAUGUUCACUUUUGACAAACACGCCAAACAGACUGACAACAAGUUUCAUGGUGCAUCUAAACAACACUGCAGGACGGUAACACAGCGCAGGGGAAAUAUGGUGACUACAUACACAGACUGCACUGCAACUUAAAGGAUUUGUGACUUCAAAUUUGCCUUAAAAGAUACUGUUGUACCAUUUAAGUCGCAGCAAGCCAGUUGGCUUAAAUUGUGUGAAAUUUGAACAGUGGGCUUGAGAGCUAACACAGAACGACAAGCACUGACAGUUUAUUAAGCUUCUUCUUAAGUUCAGAUAAGCUAAGUAUAUUUCAAGCUAUUUCCUGUGUGUGCUCAUAAACUAAAUGAAUGUACUAGCUCUUUUGUUUUGCCUUAUUAUUGAAGUAAGCUUUUUGAGAGUAUUUUGUCAGUAUUUUUUCAAGCACCUUCCUGUAAUAGAAUUUGAAAACAUUAUUAAUGUUGCUGUUAUUAACAAAAAAAACAAUUACACAGCGAUACAUGUGUUAGAUCACCACUCGUCCUUCUACCACACUGCUUUUUGUACAGUUUUAAGUGUGUUUCUAUAGGUGCUGCUAUUGUAAGUUACAGCUAUAGGCAGAAACAAUAGCGGCCUCUGGACUUUUGCUUAUGGAUGUCAAAUGGGCGGCAUUGUCCACAAGAACCUGUGACCCCCCCACCCCCCACGUGUUGGCUUGUUCACUUGUGCUUUUGCAUUUGUACUCCUGUCUUCAUCAUCAUAUAGUCUACUCUACUUAAAGCAUUUUUAAACACUUACACUUACAAGUAUUGUAGCAUCUGUGGUUAAAACACCUGAACUGCAGAUGUAAAGAAAUGCAAAUGUAUGUUAAAUAUAAAAGAAGUGUAAUUAAUAGAGGGACCUCGGUGACUCAGAUAUUAGUGGUAGUAGCCUAGAUUUACAGUGCUGAACAGAACACAAACAGUUUUGAAGCCCUUAAUGUUGUGUGGUCUUUGAAUUUGUUGAGGAGUUCACUUUGUUGCAUUGGAAAAUUAUGAAAUACAUCAAAUACUAAAAACCUACACAAUACAAUGGAAAGGCAUCAAACACUGCUCCCUCUAAUGUAAUCAACAAUUGUCGGAUGCAGCCUCAACAACUGACAAAAUGCACUGGAGGUUUCACAAAGAUAUAUCCGGUCCAGUGUUUUGGAGCUGUUAAUUUUGUUCAACAUAGUACAAUGCACAACUUUACAGGAAUGACUAACUACAUAUUUUUUACUUUGUCAGAGUCGGAGAUUGAUCAAAUAUUCUUUACUCUCUGCUCUAGCAAUUCCCUUCUUUUGAUUUGACCUAAAAGAUAUUUACAUGCUUUUUCAUCGCUUUUUUGCAUCAUUCAAUCAUUUAAUUGUUCUUUAAUUGAGUCCAGGUCCUAUUUGUGUGUGGCAGUUCUGUUAUUUGUGUAGCUCAUAUGGGACAGGGAACUACAACGUGUACUGGAGAUUUCAAGUUCACUUUACUAGUUAUUCAUUUUUUAAAUGAGGGAAGUGUGGGAAAAUUGCAGUAGUACAAUCUGUAAGAAGUGCUGUACUAAAGCAUCGGUGCUGAAUCAGGUGGCGGUUAUUCAGCAGUGCUGAUUAGUUGAUGAAACUAACAGAUCAGUUUGAGCAUAAACCACUGUUCCUGCCAUGUCGUCUGUGACCCAGUUCCUGUAAACUAAUUACAUUUGACACUGUUCUGUGCAAUACCUAUGUCAAACAUUGAUGUUGUAAAUAGCACUUUUUUUUGUAAAUAAAAUAGACAUAGCAUGUG
This is a messenger RNA of Mugil cephalus (flathead mullet), 2570 nucleotides long. RefSeq names its product DnaJ heat shock protein family (Hsp40) member B9a (gene dnajb9a). The coding region runs from base 295 to 942 and encodes 215 amino acids. The record is from RefSeq and is a predicted model, not a curated record. Gene Ontology annotation, cellular component: endoplasmic reticulum. The transcript has 3 exons. Gene Ontology annotation, molecular function: misfolded protein binding; protein-folding chaperone binding. Lineage: Eukaryota; Metazoa; Chordata; Actinopteri; Mugiliformes; Mugilidae.